Molecule: messenger RNA, 714 nt
Organism: Drosophila subpulchrella
Lineage: Eukaryota; Metazoa; Arthropoda; Insecta; Diptera; Drosophilidae
Exons: 3
Coding region: 92-568 (158 amino acids)
Source: RefSeq, a predicted model, not a curated record
GUGGCAAAAUAUUUCUGGGUUCUGAUAAGUCUACUAGUCUCAACUGUCCAGUUUUGUGUACCCAUUUUUAAAAAAUCUGUAACCCUUUCGUAUGUAUUCCUUACUUUCGUGUACAAAAAUGUUUUGUGCAGGAUUUAUGCAGCGUAGACUGAGCCUGGGUCUAAAGCAAACUCUCGGGUUGAUGACCAACAAACGCUAUUCCGAGGAGAAGAAACCUCCAAAUGUCUUCCUGUGGGGCGGUGGACUCGGCAAGCUGCAAGGCGGUCUGAAGGAGGAGGAGUACUUCAUUUCCCUGACCCAGAACCUCAUGUGCAAGAUGCGGGACAAGAAGGACCACGUGGACUACAUGCCCAAUUGGGAUGAGUUCCAGAAGACGCUGGAUCACGCCUCCCUCGGCAGCUCAUCGUUCAUGAACAAGCACAAGAAUGUACUCGAGGAGGCGUUCUUCCUAAACGAGACCGCAGAUGAUAUAAAAGUAUUACACGACCGUGCUCAAGAGGACCCAAAGGUUGCUAACAACACUGCUACCGAUUUGGAACUGAAGUCAGAUCCACAAAACACAAAUUAGUUAAUUGUUUUUAUCAUUACUUGACAUUCCCUCGUUACUUCAGAGGCGCAACAUACUCAUGCCAAUACUUCCGAAUCACACUGCGCAAUAAAAUUGUUAGUUUCAAAGUUCAAAGGGGAUUAAAAAAUAAAAGUCCUGGAUUUAAA